Molecule: messenger RNA, 553 nt
Organism: Zophobas morio
Lineage: Eukaryota; Metazoa; Arthropoda; Insecta; Coleoptera; Tenebrionidae
Product: single-pass membrane and coiled-coil domain-containing protein 4
Exons: 2
Coding region: 310-495 (61 amino acids)
Source: RefSeq, a predicted model, not a curated record
GAUGUUUGAACAAUUUUCUCGAAAAUGAGUGAAAUUUGUGUCGUAGCGAUCGUAAACCGUGAUAAGGCAGGUUAUUUGCUACAUAAAAUCGUCGAAAAUAGCAACAAUCGAUAACCUUGGUUGUAAUAAGAGGACAAUAAUGUGUACUUUGAGCCCCUCCACUUCGCUUGACAACCUGUUGUUUGUCAACGUGUGUGUGACGUGUAACUUAACCUACAAAAGUCGGAUGUAACGUCAGCAAGCGAUAGAGCGAUAGCUAGGUAGCUGCUUGCAGUUGGUGGCGAUUAGUGAGUAAAUUCGGACCCCAAGAUGCGGCAGCUCAAAGGUGGCAAACAGAAGGAGUCCUCAAAGGAGAAGAAGCAGCGGAAAAAGGAGCAAGCCGAAAUCCAGAAGCAAGUGAAAACCAUCGUGGUCCCAGCCCUCUGUGUCAUGUUUGUUUUCAUAGUAGUGUACGUUUAUUUAAAGACCCGCCCCGCCAGCUACGCCAUGGAUUGAACACUUGUUUCCUACUCGACAAAUUAUUUUUAUUAAUAAAAAACCGUGAAAAAAUGUA